Prunus dulcis (almond) is the source of this 3229-nucleotide messenger RNA. RefSeq names its product disease resistance protein RPM1-like. Bases 116 to 2965 code for a protein of 949 amino acids. The record is from RefSeq and is a predicted model, not a curated record. NCBI's taxonomy places the organism in Eukaryota, Viridiplantae, Streptophyta, Magnoliopsida, Rosales, Rosaceae. The transcript is spliced from 2 exons. Gene Ontology annotation, biological process: defense response to other organism. Gene Ontology annotation, molecular function: protein binding; ADP binding.
AUCACUAGUGUGUAAUGAAUACUAUAUAUAUCAAACAACAAGAUGAUCAUUUGAAUUACCAUACACAAAAAGAAUUUGCAGUCAAGUACAGAGAGUGAAAGAAAGAAGAGAGGAGAUGGCAUCAGCUGGCGUAGAACUUUUGAUCGGCAAAAUAGGUUCAUUUCUUGAAAGCAGAGUGCCUCUGUUAGGAGGAGUUGGUGAUGAACUUCAGCAUCUCAGGAGUGAGUUGCUCACCAUGAAAGCCUUCUUGGAAGAUGCCGAAAGAAACGGAGCUCUCAGUGAAGUUGAGGAAACCUGGGUGGCAAAUGUGAGGGACCUGUCCAUCGAAGUUGAAGACAUCAUUGACGAGUUCAAAUAUCACGAAAAUGAACAGAGAAGUUGGGAUCCAUACACAAGGGCCUUUCGUCAAACUAUUUUCUUACCGUUGAACCUUUGGGAAAGGCAUCGGAUCACCACCAAAUUGCAGAAGCUCAUCAUCAAAACAAUCAGAGCCAUUCCGGAAAGAAACCAACCUUAUGGUGUUGAUCGUAUAGAUGGCAUGACUAAUUCCCAUGGUUACGAUCCCAAUCGAGUCGAAAUCUUCGGAGAGUUAUCUCUUUUCUUUAAAAAUGAUGAACUUGUCGGAAUCGAAGAUGCUAAAGAGAAGUUAGUUGGAUGGUUGCUGUCUGGAGAGCCUCAAACGACUGUAAUUUCUGUGGUUGGUAUGGGGGGUUCUGGCAAGACCACCUUAGUUGCAAACACCUUCAACACUCAAACUGCCAAGUUUGAUUGCUAUGCUUGGGUCACUGUCUCAAAAACUUACAACAUUGAAGAUCUUUUAAGGGUCUUGAUAACAGAACUUUUUACAUCAGCAAGGGAAGAUGUUCCUCAAGACUUGAGCAAUAUGAGCUACACACAAAUGGUGGAAAUUCUGGUCAACUAUUUGCAGCCAAAGAGGUAUGUGAUUGUGCUAGACGAUGUGUGGGAUAUUAAUCUUUGGAGGCAAAUACAUGUAGCAGUUCCAGAUGGAGCACAUGGAAGCCGGAUCAUGCUCACAACUCGGAGAGAAGACAUCGCUUCUUUCUCAUUUGGGGCUGGAUGUCAUGUUCAUCAAGUUCAGCCUCUUAAUGAGAAUGAGGCUUGGGAUCUCUUUUCCAGGAAAGCUUUCUCUAGCCGGCCUGAUAAUUGUUGCCCACCAGAGCUUGAACCCGUUGCUAGGGAUCUUCUUGGAAAAUGCCAAGGCUUACCUCUGGGAAUAGUGGCUUUGGGCUCUCUCAUGUCAACCAAAAGGCUUGCAUCUGAGUGGACGGAAUUUUACACUCGUUUGAGUUGUGAGCUAAGUAACAACCCGUUGCUUGAAGUAGUGAAGAGCAUCUUGUUGCUAAGCUUCAAUGACUUACCUUACCGACUCAAGCUAUGCUUCUUGUAUUUCAGCAUUUUCCCAGAAGAUUACGUGAUUGAAUGUGAUAGGCUUGUUAGAUUGUUGAUGGCUGAGGGGUUUGUGGAACUAGUUGCAGGGGCUAAGCCAGAAGAGAUUGCCGAAGGCUAUGUAACGGAGCUCACUUGCCGAUGCAUGGUACAAGUUGUUAAGAGGGAACCAUUUGGACGGGCAAAAGCGUUCAAGAUGCAUGACCUUUUACGAGAACUUGCUCUUUCAAUUUCCAAAGUUGAGAACUUUUGUACCAUCUAUAAUGAGCAAAAAACGAAGGAUGAUAGCAGAGCUCCCCAUCGCUUAUCAAUGCAAGCAAACUAUGGAGAACUACAGCCACACGGAGACAUGUCAAAGGUUCGCACAUUCUUUAUUUUUGCUCCUAAGAUGACUGAUUCUUCUUCAUUUCAAAAAUUGCCAUCUGGUUUCAAACUGUUAGAGGUCUUGGAUCUUAGACAUGUCCCGAUUGUUCAACUCCCAGAUGAAACAGUGAAGUUUUUUAACUUGAAGUAUUUAAACUUGAAAGGAACAAAGGUGAAAGAGCUUCCGAGGGACAUAGGAAACCUUCAUAAUUUGGAAACCCUGGACAUUAGGCAUUCCAAAAUUAGGUCACUUCCAGAUGGGAUUGUUAAGUUAAAUAACUUACGACAUCUUUUGAUGUACCAUUGCAAUUUUGAAGAUCUUUUUAGGUCUUAUUAUUUCUUUGAUGGCACGCAAGUACCACUUGACAUAUGUAAGCUAAAGAGCUUACAAGUUUUGGAUGCUAUCGAAUUACGAGACGGGUUAACCAAACAACUUGCACACUUGACCCAACUCACAAGAAUGAGCUUAACAAAUGUGAGAGAGGCCGAUGAGGAGGACUUGUGCAAGUCCAUCGAAAGCAUGAGACUCCUUGAACACUUGUUUGUCCAUACAAGUACAGAGGAUGAAGUGCUACACUUGGAUGCAUUGCCGUCAGCUCCUUCUGUACUCAACGCACUUGGUCUAAUUGGAAAAUUAGAGAGGGUUCCGCUUUGGUUUCAUUCUCUUCAAAACCUUACAGCACUGAGAUUGCAUUGGUCAAGAUUAACAGAAGAUUUUCUUCCUCACAUCAAAGCUCUGCCUAAUUUGGCCAUACUUCGGCUAAACAAGGCAUACGUUGGAAAUCAAUUGGUCUUUCAUACAGGAUUCCCAAAGCUUGCUGAAUUGUACCUAAUGGAUUUUCCUCAGUUGAAUGUGAUCGUCAUAGAGAGGGGGGCGAUGCCUGCAUUACAGACACUGGUAAUUACUGAAUGCAUGGGGUUAAAGCAAUUGCCUAAUGGAAUCGAACACCUUACAUGUCUCCAAAAUUUGAGUUUUGUAAGUGUUCCUAAUGAGCUUGUAGAGCGAAUACGCGGAGAAGAAAGCUUGGAUCAUGCCAAGGUUGAGCACAUCUCUGAAAUCAGUUAUCACUACAAAACUGAACAUGGAUGGUUGGGUGAAAGACUGCGAUCCUCUCUACAAUGGGUUGUUCGACCCUCAUCUUCUUCGGUCGACAUUCUUACCCGGGAUGGGCUACCUUUUUUACCAGGUAAUUGACUGAAGCUCAACAAAUUAAGUAGCCGCCACUGUGGAUUGAUCUGUGUUCAUCCCUAAAUUGGAGCAAACCGUUGCAAAAAUUGUGUGCUUUUCCAAUCCAAUGAGAUCAUGUCCAAGACUUAUAUUUUUACCACAUUACGGCUUAAAUGUAAACUAUAUUGGGAUUGCUACUUCUUUUUCUUUCCCAUAAUGCUAUGCAUGUAUUGCUAUUUUAAGAUUGUCGUAUUCCGCAUAUAUAUGUUAGAGACUUCAUUAUCUGUGGUA